Messenger RNA from Lathyrus oleraceus (garden pea), 537 nucleotides. RefSeq lists its product as uncharacterized. Bases 1 to 537 code for a protein of 178 amino acids. The record is from RefSeq and is a predicted model, not a curated record. The transcript has 2 exons. Lineage: Eukaryota; Viridiplantae; Streptophyta; Magnoliopsida; Fabales; Fabaceae.
AUGAAACUAGAAGAAUUGGUUGGCUUGUUGGAAGCACAUGAGGUGAGGAUUGUCGAAAGGAAAAUUGUCCAAGAUUUGAUACAAGCACUACAAGCUCAGACCUGGAAGAAACAUGGUGGUUCCAACAAGCCUCGUUGGUACAAGAAAGGCAAGAGUGAAGGAGCAAACCUUGCACACCAAAGUUCAGAUGAUUCUGAAGACGUCAUGGUUAUGAAUGCAGUUGCAGAUGAGCAUGUUGAAUCCAAAAUUUGGUUCCUCGACAUAGGUUGCUCUAAUCACAUGAUUGGUAGGAAAGUGUGGUUGGAAUAUUUUGACGAGUCGAAGAAGAUCAAGGUCAAGUUUGUUGAUAAUAGCUCGUUGCAAGCAGAAGAUACUGACGACAUCAUCAUGCAAAUGAGCAAUGGAGCAAAAGCUAUUAUCAAAUAUGUAUUAUAUGUACCUGGAAUAAAGUGCAACCUGCUAAGUGAUGGACAACUGGUCGAAAAAGGUUUCUUAGUGGUUAUGAAAGAUGAAGCCUUGGAACUGUUCGACACCUAG